AUGAAGGAGAAACGGCUAGUGGUUCGUGAUGGCGGGGAUUUGGUGAGUGGUUUGGUGAAGGAGAAAUGGGUGGCUCCAAUUGAAGGUGGCGGUGGUCGCACGGUGGCCGAAGUUGAGGGUGAAGGAGAAGGCUCAUGGAGGUGGCAAGGUGCGAAUGCGUGCGUGAGUUAUGGUGGGUUUGGGGGUGAUGGCUGUCACGAUGAGCGCAAUGGUGGAGGCAAGAAGUGUUGA
Messenger RNA from Sphenostylis stenocarpa, 231 nucleotides. The record is from the annotation of a GenBank genome assembly. NCBI's taxonomy places the organism in Eukaryota, Viridiplantae, Streptophyta, Magnoliopsida, Fabales, Fabaceae.